UUCUGUCGCAAGAAUGAAGUAGGAGCAGGGGAGACUUUAAUUUUGGAGUUGAUCGCAAAGCGUGAGCUCAAGUUCUUCUCCAAGACUGAGCCCACUGGAUUUUUGUCUGAAAGUUUGAAUGAAAAGGAACCUAAUCUUGAUGAAGAAGUGUUAAACUCUCAAAGAUUAUCCAAACAAGGUUUUGCUGAUGCUGAGGAAGAACGUGAACCUUCUGGGCAUCCAUCACCUCAACUGGUUCUUCAACCAACGCCUUCUCCCCACGCAAGGGAGAUGAAUCACUUUGAUAAGGACGUAGUGUUAACUAACAACAGGUAA
Eruca vesicaria subsp. sativa (arugula) is the source of this 315-nucleotide messenger RNA. NCBI's taxonomy places the organism in Eukaryota, Viridiplantae, Streptophyta, Magnoliopsida, Brassicales, Brassicaceae. The record is from the annotation of a GenBank genome assembly.